AUGGCGGCCAACUACUACUUCGACUCUCCCUGCUUGGCCAAGCGGUUUUUCUACCCCGCCGACGUCCGAGAGGCUGUAAGAGAGGACGGAACGUCCUACUUUACCCUGGUGGACUGCUGGCACCCGCCGGGGGGUUCAAUCACGGGCAUCGAGAGGUGCUACGACGUCUACGAGACCGACUUCCCCUCAGAGGGAAAUUACCGGAGACCUGGAAAACCUUUCCUCGAGGGCCACGUGUCUACUACCAAGGACCGGGCGUCUGCAUCGACCGGAGGCAACCACGACAGGCGAAACAAAAGGCGCUCCUUGGAAGGGGACGAGGGGGGGAUAGAGGAGGUGGAGGGCUUGGAGGGAGAAGGCCAGGAGGAUGAGAAGGAGGUGGACGGGUUAGAGGAGGAGGAGGGCGAUGAGGGCGAGGAGGGCGAGGAGGGCGAGGAGGGCGAGGAGGAGGAGGAAGGGUUGGAGGAGGAGGAGGAGGAGGGGGGGGGGGGGGUGAAAAAGGGGGAAAAGGAGGGGGAGGAGGGGGAAACGACCAAGGCUAAUCAAACAACGUCAGUGCACGUGCGCAUGACGUCUGCCGCGGACGACCAACACUGGCUCAGGAGAGCCUUGAGGGAUUACAACGAGACGAGAGCGUCCGAUGUCGUCGUGGUCAACUUCGGCGCCCACUACCGCAGCACCCCUGAGGGCGAGGAGAGUUUCAAGCGAGACGUGUCCUCUAUCCUAGAUGAUAUGGCCGAGAUCGGUGAAACCGCCACCGUCGUUUGGAGGGAGAUAGCACCCACUCACUUCCCCGCCGAAAACGGCACGUACGAGGCUUUCGUCGAGCUAGACCUUGGCAACACCGCCUGCUGCACUGGAACGCCGGUUAAGGUUUUGGACAGAAAUGCGUGGGUGGAGGACUACCUGCGAGAGAACGGGCUCUCGGACAGGGUGAAGCUGCUGCGCAUUUACGACAUGUCCGUCUCACGGGGUGCCGCACACCACACGUGCCACCUCGCCCCGCCGUCUACCAUGGACCAGACGGGAGCGGAAAGCGGCAACUGUCACUCCUCCUACGCUACUGACUGCAGGCACUGGUCGGAAACUGGCGUUGUAGAAGAGUGGAACGCGCUACUGCUCAACCAAUUAUGCCCGAUGGAAUAAUAGCGGGGUUGCAUUUUUCAAGUCAAGUGCGCCUGCCUGGCAGUGUGGAGUUUUGCUUUUUCCUGCCGCAAUGACUUCAGGGAAAGUUUUGCUUGUUCACUCUCGCGCAGAGUUCAGCACGAACACUUUGUAUGCUUGAGUUUCCGUGUAUUGUUUCGGAAUGCAAGCAUUC
Messenger RNA from Ectocarpus siliculosus, 1318 nucleotides. The record is from the annotation of a GenBank genome assembly. NCBI's taxonomy places the organism in Eukaryota, Phaeophyceae, Ectocarpales, Ectocarpaceae.